This is a messenger RNA of Panonychus citri (citrus red mite), 7854 nucleotides long. RefSeq names its product doublesex and mab-3 related transcription factor 1-like. Gene Ontology annotation, cellular component: nucleus. Gene Ontology annotation, molecular function: DNA-binding transcription factor activity, RNA polymerase II-specific; RNA polymerase II cis-regulatory region sequence-specific DNA binding. The record is from RefSeq and is a predicted model, not a curated record. Gene Ontology annotation, biological process: regulation of transcription by RNA polymerase II; sex differentiation. NCBI's taxonomy places the organism in Eukaryota, Metazoa, Arthropoda, Arachnida, Trombidiformes, Tetranychidae. Bases 113 to 1066 code for a protein of 317 amino acids. The transcript has 5 exons.
UGGUGGUGGUGGUGGUGGUAAUCAGAAUGAUAAUUCACUUCAUGAUAAUUUGGAGUCUCAUCACCAUUUACUUCAACAUCCACAUCAACGUCAUCUUUUCAAUGUUGAAUCAAUGGUUGAUAAAAGUGUCUGUGGCAGACUCAAUCUGUCUGUUGAAGGUAAUUCAGGACAUGAUUCAAUUAAAGAUUGUGGUUCCUGUGGGAGUGGUGACAGUUCACCAGUUUCAAUUGUUAAUGAUAAAGUUGAUGUUGACUCGUCGACACUUAAUAAUGUUGAUCAAAGAACCAGGAAACCUCAAUGUGCUCGAUGUCGUAACCAUAAUGUUCAAUCAGAUCUUAAAGGUCAUAAGAGGUUUUGCAAGUUUAAAGAUUGUGUCUGUGCUGAUUGCUUGAUAACGGAGGAGAGGCAAAAGGUCAUGGCUAAACAGGUCGCUCGAAGGAGACAGCAAGAAGAUGAUCUGAAAAACGGACGAAUGCCAACGAUUCCAACAGCUCCGAUUAAGCGGCCUUUCUACAAAGAAUCAACCAGUGAAUUUGAACCUAAGUCAAAGUUGAGCAAAAACAACAGUAACAAUGAAAGCAACAACACCCACCACAGCACCACCAUCAAUACAAAUACCACCACGACUCACAACAAUACCAAUAACACCACCACCGCCAGCAGUAAUAACAGUAAUUCGAAUCACAAAGAACAAGAAAUAUCAUUUGAUAAAUUAAUACAAACCUCAAGUCAAUUCCAGAAUAUACUUAACACUGUGGGCAACGAGAAACUGUUUACCUUCCUGGUUAUGGCUUUCGUACGAGAUAAUAAAGGUAACAUUGAACAAUGUUUAGCGAAACUCAAAUUAGAGGAAUCAACAUUACUCCAGAAUCCAUACAAUCCGUAUAAAAAUGGGACAACUGUUAACAUGAUACACCACAUGAAUCAACCCGCAGUCUCUGAAUUCAUCAACACUCAACAUUUUUAUGAGAAAAUACGAACAAGUUUCGGACAUAAAUUAGAUGGAACCCUAAUAACUAAUAACUAUAACGGUCAAUUAGUUCGUGCUUUAAAUUAUCGAGUAUAACUAAGCUUUAAUCGAAUUGGAAAGAAGCUGAAACACAAAACAUACACAAAAACCUAUUACAACAACGUCCUCAGUUGAUCCUUUAAUAUCUUUUCUUGUUCGAGUUUAUCUUUUUUUCGUUCCAUCUCUUUCUAUCAUCUUCAUCCUCAUCCUCAUCUUCAUCAUCAUAAUAAUGUUCUCCUCUUCAAUUCCUUUUCUGCUUUUCCUUUUUCUCAUCAAACUUAAUUGUUCUCACUGAUGAAGUUAAUGAACAUGAAUGAGAAUACAAAAAAUGGACUCGAUAAGAUGAAAGGUUCAAAGAUAGAGCGAGAAAGAGACCAAAAACAAGGUGAGAUUGUGAGAGGAAAGAGGGGGAUAAUUUCCAUCAGCAUUUCCCCUUCUGCCUCUUCAUGGUGAAUUAUAAUCUAGGUAAUUGGAGAUAAAUUAACAAAAGGAGGAAAAGGCAAUUGUAAUAAUGAGAAAAAUUGAUUCUCGUGACUAGAAACGAAUUGUUCAUCGUGUUUUAAUCUACUUCAUCUGCAUCUUGAGUCAACAUUUUAUCAAAAAUCGUCUCUUUUUUGUUCCCCUCAUUUAAAUUGGUCGUUAUACUUUCGGAACUUUGUUAAUAUUAUCAACUCUUGGAUCGUCCAAACUGUUUCGAAUGAUUUUUCUGAAUUCCCAAUACAAUUGGUAAACAAAAUCAUCAAAAAAUGUAAUUAUUUCUGUUUCCACUCCUAAACCAAAUUUUCCCUUGUUUCAAAUUUCCUCAUUUAAAUUAUAUUCUCAUUGCGAGUUAAUUUCUCUUGAAAUUUUCUUUUGUAAAAUGACUUGAUAAUAAUGAGAAAGUUUCGUUGAGCUGAAAUGGGUAACCAGUCAUCUUUUCCCUCGCCAAACCAAUCGAGAUAAUAAGUUUCUCUCAACCGAAUUAUAACAAUUGACUGUUUGUUUUUCAAUAUUCGACAUUAUUUCAGUUAAAUCAUCGCCACUCUGAUCAGUAAAUAUUCAGUUUUUGCUUCUUCUCAUUAUUCGCUUCUGGUAGAGUUUCAACAUUUUAACAUGAUGUUAUCAAUUCGAUUGUCUUCAUCAUUCAACUAAUUAAGUGAUUAAUAUCUACUAAUAUCAAUUGAUGGUCAGCGUCAACAUCGCGGAAACACAAAAGAAACUGAUUGUAUUGACUUUGCUUCUUUGGUCAAUAAUUAAUUGUUUCAAUCAAUCGGAAAGUUAUCUAGUUAAUUCAAUCAAUUUAAAAACCACUGAGCUGAUAAUCUACUAAUAUCAUUUGUCAAAUAGAUUUGUAUAAAUAUUGGAUUAUCUUUAACAAGAAGGAAAAAGUCACCAAGGGUAAAGCUGAUUAAAGAGAUUAGAUGAAAGUUAAAUGUUGAAAUUCAAAUUAUCUCUACUCUCUGGUCAUUCCCUGUUUUCUGAUUUCAUCAUGGGUUUGUUAUCUCAAGAGAUUGAGUGUCAUCAAAUUACUGGCCGAGUGAUAACAAGUGAUAACAGCAUUUUGUCUCCUUGGAAUCAAUCAAGAAGAAGAAGAUGAUUGGAUUGAUGAGUUAAAGGUUAAUAAAAAAGGAGAUGAAAAAGAAAGAGAAGAGAAGAGGUGGAAAGGGUGGCAAAAGGUUCUUUUGAUGCUGAUGAAGAGGAAAGAAAAAUUUUCUCUAAUUUGGAUGGUAAAGAAGCUUGAAGAAAGUUCACCAAGGAAUUUACUUGAUCAGAAUCAUGAGUAUGAUCAUGGCCAUGAUUGUAAUGUAGAUGAUAUGAGACCAGUGACCCUUAAAGAAGAUGAUGGAUCCAGUAAAAAGUGAACGCGUUAAUAUCCUUUACUUGUGUUUGUUGCUUUAUCAGAGACUCUGGAGGACAUUUGGUGAGCAUCAGGAUCAACAAGAUAAUGGAAAUGAAUAUGUGAGAAUAUUUUCCAUGUAAAUUGCUUAUAAUAACCUCGAGUUCUCCCCUUCUGCUAACGGCUAUCGUUGUGAUGUGAUAAAUUGAGACUCUAGAUGAUAGAAGAGAAAAUUGAUCAAUAUCAUCCAUGGAUCAUGAUGAUAAGUACAAGAUAAUUCAGAGAAAAUAAAGAAUUAUCGUUAUCAUCUUUCGUUGGAAUUGAGAAGAUAGAAGUAAAUAAUUGAUCUGUUGAUAAUUUAAUUAAUCAUCCGAAAGACAAAAAUCAAUCGAUUGCUCUUUCAUCAUCAAUUUUGCAUUGAUGAUUAUGAUUAUGAUUCAAGUGAUAAGUGUCAAAGGCUAAACAUUAACAAGAAAGAACUGUUUUUAUGGAAAAUCAAGUCAGUAAAAAGUGAUAAUCAUUGAGUUAAACUUGACCAUCAUCAAUAUCAACAUGAAAUGAAAAGGAAAUUGUGAACCUUCUUGAAGACUUAUUGAAAUUCUGGUUUCAAGGCUCCAAUCAAUAUCAUGGUAAAGCACAAUUCUCCAUGAUUAACAUGAUUUUCAUCAAAUCUUCUUUCUCUGCAUUUGGUCUGUCAUUGUCAUCACCAAUUCCUGACUUAAUUUAAGUAUAAGCAAGAUUAUGUCUUAAAUACCAACAUGUUACCAUGUUCAGACUCAUUCUAAUCACGAGAUGAAAAAAUGAUCAAGUUAUUUGAUUACUGACCAGCAUAUGGAGCGAGGUAGCAAUAAAAUUGACCAUCACCACCGAUGACAGUUAACAUGAUAACAAUCAAUUAAAUGAAACAACUUCUCAUGGAUGUGCUUUUAAAAAUAAUCAAUCUCCGAGCUUCAAAUAUAAAAAACUUAUUAAUCUUGAUUAAUGUUUGGUUAAUAUGACAAUUGAAAUUGAAAUUUAAUCAAUUCAAUUGUUGAAAGCUCAAAAUUUCAAGUCAAAUGAAACUUUCUCAUUACGAUGCCAUUGAAAUCCCUCUCCUCUCCUCUCUAUCAUAAUUUCGUCAUUUCAAAUCCCUAAUCCCUAAUCUCAAUGUCUUCAAUCAAUAUUGAGACGAAAACAAAUUUCAUCCUCAUCUUUAAUCAUCAACAUCAACAUCAGUUCUGUUUAAAUAUUGAAAAUAUAAAUAAUGUAAAACUAAUUGUUGAUGUUGGAAAAAACUUGUUUAUGUUCAAAUCUCAAUCUUAGGUAUUCAAUGGCAAUUCCUUGUUGUUAAUCAUAAAAAAAACCCACUUCCUAUUUCUGUCUAUUUCCUCUUCUCAUAUAUCUCCCAUUGACUCGAAUUGUUUUCAAAAAACAACAAAAACUUUUUGUUCUUUGGUUCUAAACCAAUUUAAAUCUCUUGGACUUUUUUGGCUUCAAGUUCGUCAAACGAACAGCAAAUCCAAGUUUAUACAUACACCACCCAAAAAACAUCAUAAUUGUUUUUCUCAACAACACCUUCGGCUUAUGCUCAAUUCUGUUUACGCAUUUUUCAAUGGCCUCUAAUCGAAGUAAGUUGAAUUCAGAACUUAUUUUUAUUUCUUUUCUGCCUGUUUUACUUUUACCUUGAUGCUGUUUACUAGUGUAAACAAAAGGAUCACCAGGCUGAUCUCAUUCUUAAAGAAAUUUCUUUAUAUGGUAAUGAGAUUAUUCAGUUACUCUGCUUAUGUCAAGUAACAAUGAUAAUAAUUCUCACCGUAUGAACGUGAUGAUAUUUUCCACCUUCUCAGAAAGAUAAGCAUCUCUUUUCCUUUGUUGGGAUGAGUUUUUUUUUCUCAUCUCACAAAUGAUAACAUGAAAUUGAGAAACAAAGUGAUAACUGAAAUAAAUAUAUCACAUGAGAUUGAAUAGCAAUCUCAUGGGUACACAUUGAAAUGAGAAGAUGAUGGUGAUGAUACUGUUGAUGGUUUAUGAUGCUAAAGAUGAUGAGAGAGAAAAGAAACAUAAUCCAAAUAAAAGAAAACAAAGAUUCUAUUGAAUUCUAAUGAUUAUGAUGAAUAUGAUUCGCUCGCAGACUCGAUUCCAAAUUUUUUAUCUGUCUCUUUUAUUUAUCUAUUUCAACUUUGCUUCUAAUCAUAAAUUAUUAUUCUGGUUGAAAGAUAAUUUGAAAAUUAUGAGAGAAUUGUGAAUGAAAGCAAUGGAAACAUUUAUUUGGUCCAACAAAAAUUAUCUCUCAUGUUGAUAUUAUUGUUUAUUCAAAAUAUCAUGAGACAGUUUUUGAGUUUGGGAAGCAAUAAAUAUCAUCAUGAUUCUGAUGAUUCAGGGUAAUGUUCAUGAUGAUGAGAAAUAAUAAUGAAAAGAAACAAAACUGACGAAGAAAUUGUUUUGGAAGAAAAAAUUGUUGCCAUUCUUUUUUUCUUUUUUUUUUUUUUCCUUUAUUCUCAAUCUUUUGAUUUCUGAUUAUUGUUACUUUUAUUUUCUAUCCAUCAACAAGUCACAUACACACAAAAGUAUACAAAUAACCCUCACCCAACUUUCCACAUCCAAUGAGCCAUUUGUGAACAGUAAUCAUAAUUGAUGUGAAAUAAGAUAUUGGAGUAAAACGACUGGACAGAAAAGGCAGGGAGAAUGAGAGAGAAAGAGAGCUAAGGAAGUUGGAAAAUGUUUACAGAGUGAGCCAGAGAAAAAAGUUAUCCAAUGGUCAUGUCAAGUUUUCUUUUUCUUCUCUCUAUCCCCGUGAAAAAAAGUUGCCAUGAACUAAGAAUUCUAAUAAUAAUAUUAUCACCAUCAUGGUUAUUUAUCAUGCUUACCUUGUAAAUUUGUAUGAAAGGUUGUUAAACGGUUUGAAAAAUGAGGCUAUUUAGCAAUUGAAAUGAGGUGAACCUUUGAAAUUGACCAGUGUCCAGGAUAUGAAGAGGUAGAGAUUCAAGUUUCCUUUCGGCUUCUUUAAUUACAUACAAUAAGCACAAACCAUUCGACCUGAAACAUCACAGCUAAAUGACCAGAAUAUUGAGAUAGAUAUAGACGAAUGAGAGAUAGAAAACAUGGAAACGUUCAAUUUUAGAAAAUGAGAAAUUCUGUUAUUUGUCUCUUUCUACAAACAAAACACAUUCUCUUUGCUAGAAAAGGUAAUUCCUGCAGCCACCUCACCCAAAAAUCAUCACCCUGUUCUAACCCUUUUGAACGAAAGAAAAAAAUAAGUAUUAUAAUGUUGAAGAUAAAAACUGUCACAUUAAAUGUCCCCUAACAUUACGUUGAAUAUGAUUGAUGGUCAUUUUUGUUGGUUAACGUUUCUAUUAUUUCCCAGACCACUCAAUGGUUUUUAUUUAUUUCAUCACAUUCCAGUCAGUCAAAGAUAAUAGUUGAAAGCAUCUUGACCACUCUCUCAUCUCCUCCUACAACUCCACCUUGAUUAUCUUUCUUUUCCUUUCAAUCCAAAACUAUCAACAUUUGUUUUGUCCAAACAUGAGAAUGGACAAUUUUAACAAUCGUCAGGGUGAAAACUAGUUGCGGGUUGGCAACAAUAACUAUCAACAUGAUCAACACCAUCAGAGUUUCAACGAUUCAACUCUCAGGUUACAAAAUGUGAGAAAAGACUGAUCAUUUCUGAGAUUCGGAAAAACAAUCAUCACGCAUAAAGUAAAACAUAGUCUUAAGUAUAAAUUCAACUUGUUCGAUUAUCAAUUUUUAGAUAAAAUCAUACAACCAAAAUGCGUAAACAUCAAAUACCCAAUGAUCUAAAUCUAAUCUUUUUCUAAUUCCAAGCAACUUAUUAUCUUCGAAAUAUUUCUCGUUGUAAUCGCACAAAAAAGACAAAAAUCUUCACAACUUUAACUUUUUCACCAAUCUAAUUGGUAAAAAAGGUAAAAGAAGAAAGUUAAAUUGAAUUAAAACAUCUAAUAGAUCAGAACUGGUCAGUUCUUUUUUUGUUACUCUGAAAAAAUGUCCUCAUCUUUUUGUAAUGUCCGUUGGCCGUUAGACGGUUUAAAGUUUUGCUCAAAAAAGGACUGACCACCAACUCUAAUCCAAACACCUCAAACCAAUUAAACGAAGAUAAUAAGGUGUAUCAUCUCUCCUUUUCCUCUCCCAACCUCCACUUGCCUUGUACAGAAAACAAGAGAAAAAACUGUUCUAUUAUUUUCCACCUCCACCCUUGAAAUAAACUCCCAUUGAGAUAAACCCUUUGGAAGGAAAACAAAAGAAGACAAUUUGGUGGCAAAAAGAAAAAAACUUUAAUAACAAAUAGCUAAUAAUUUAUCCAUUACUGAAGAAUGAUGGAUGUAAAAUAUCAUCUCUCACUCUCCCUGAAACUCCUUCUUUUUUAUUAUCAAUUCCCUGUUUUCCCAUAAAUCCACCAAACUCAGGAAACAUCAUCCCAACAACUAUCACCAAACAAUAACAACAAAUGCUUGUAACAAGUUGUUUCUUCUGUCUGUUAUCAAAUAGCUUCUCAACAGACGAGACCCAAUAAACAGCAAUAUAACAAUAAAAUGGUUAAAACAUGAAAUGCACCACAACAUGAAGCAACAUGAACCAUUUUAAUAAACACCCAACAGCGUUGAAACCGCCAAAAGGCGAUUCUCAUCAUAAUAGUAAUAAUAAUAUGAUCAUCAUGAAGAUAUCAAUGAUGUUAAUAAUUCUGAUGAUAUUAAUGUAACAUGAUAACAAGAAAAAGAUGAAGGUGGCAAGUGGGGAGUAAAUCUUGAAAAUGAUCACCGGUUUGAACUUGGAAACAAAAUCUAAUAAUCUUUCGGAUAACAUGAUGUAACUGAUUCAUGUUGCUCAAUUGAGUCAACUUAUUACAUGGUAAUCACAAUGAUACAAACAUUGGGGUAAAGAAUAGUGAGAAAUAGACAAAUCAUAAAAUUGUAUAGAAAUGCUGUUGGAACAAUUUGAAUUGUUGUUUAUUGUUCACAACAAUCUCAAUUGUUUUCCUUAAAUUUGAUUAAUUUUUGUGUGGAAAUUUGUAUUGAUUAAAGGCUUAUUUUACCAA